Molecule: messenger RNA, 917 nt
Organism: Loxodonta africana (African savanna elephant)
Lineage: Eukaryota; Metazoa; Chordata; Mammalia; Proboscidea; Elephantidae
Product: C-C motif chemokine 3-like
Exons: 3
Coding region: 94-375 (93 amino acids)
Biological process (GO): eosinophil chemotaxis; immune response
Cellular component (GO): extracellular region
Molecular function (GO): chemokine activity
Source: RefSeq, a predicted model, not a curated record
GGGAGAUAGCUCAGAUCCCAGAAGGAAGUCAGCAGUAGUGCAUUUCCAAGGACCUGCUCAGCUCUGCCCACAUUUCUCUGCCUGUCCAGCAUCAUGAAGGUCUCCGUGGCUGCCCUCUUCAUCCUCCUCUUCAACUUGGUCCUCGGCUUCCAAGACUCCUCUCAAACAAAUUAUGUUUACACUCCAUCCAACUGCUGCCUCUCCUACACUUCCCGGCCACCACCCCAAAAAGUUGUGAUUGCCUAUUUUAAAACCGGCAGCGAGUGCACCAAGCCUGGUGUCAUUUUCUUCACCAAAAAGGGUUACCAUGUCUGUGCUAAUCCCAGGAGCGACUGGGUGCAGAAAUAUGUCCGGGACCUGGAGCAGAAUUCCUGAGUUGUCUAGAAGAAACCAGUUAGAGGGGUGGGUAGACUGGGGAGCAGGAACUUGAACUAGGGGAAUAACCUCAUAACCCCAGAUGUCCUUCUCCUAUAGGUCCCUCCUUUCACUAACCAUACUCUAAAAUCUUUCAUAACUUUAGUUUAUGCAAGCCAUUUAAAUAUUCUAAAUUGUUUUACUCCUUGGAUGUUUUCUCUGAGAAAUCUUAUUGCAUCCUCUUAUCCCCACCAUCCCUUCCCACUGGGCUAUGAGUCCCAGUGGCUGACUCAUAUUUAGAAUGAUCCUGCUGUUCUCUCUAGGUAGACAUUGAACCAAAUCCAUCCACAGAUGCUUACUGAGUUUUUCUGAGCCCUUUACUCUGCUAAAAAUGCCAGAACAAUAAAGAUACUUUUCAUGUUUUUAAGUAAACCUCAGACAUAUGGUUAUUCCAUUGUUUUUGUUUUCCUAAAAAAUCCAUUUCAAUGGUUGAAAGGAAUAAAAGGGAAUGAUUAGGGGGGACAUCUGAGUAGGAAGGGAAGACAAGAGAAAGAGGAUGAGUG